AUGGCGUGGCGCAAUGUCUCCAGCUUUCGACAGCGGGCCCGUAAUGCGGAACAGAUCACACAACAGCUUAAGACGGAGAUCACUCAAAAGCUCGUGAAGCGAACCUAUGACCAGAUGAGUGCUUUUGACGACCAUGUGCGCGCUGUGAAGGAGAAGGCUGCGCGUGAGGAGGCAGAGGAGGAGGCUGAGCUUAUCCGGCUUAGCGAAGGUUGGGCUCGCGCGCGGGCCGUCCAGUUUGAACGCCUUAUUCAAGCGGACACCGCGAGCGAGGUUAGCAGCACAAAAAGUGCAACUGGGAGCAUGUCGAGAUAUCGCAGCGAUUCUGUGCUGCCGGCGCAUGUUCGCCUCGACAACUCUGAGAUACUCCAUGCUCAGCGUCCGCCGUCCCCUCUGCAUGUCCACGACUAUGGUGGAAUCUCAGUACGGCCUCGCUCCUAUCAGCAGCAGGUCCGGAAUAGACACGGUGGACCGACCCGCCCUGCCUAUCGGCAGGAGUUUUGUGGCGUCUACUUUCCAGGCCCCGACUGCAAGCAGGGUCCAUAUGGUACAAGCAUGAUCGAGCCCUGCCUCAUGCCACCGAGAUGCUGGGUAAAGGGCUCGGAGCCGCCGCACCGGCAUCCCAAAGAUGCAGCAGAUCUGAGACCCAGGACAGCGGAGGGCCGGGAUCGACCAGUCCGAAAGGGAAAGGCCGACGCAGUGAUCCAGCAGCACAGGCAGCAGACCAAGUCCAGGGUGCCCACAAACAAUGCGCACCGCAGCUGCACCCAGCACCGAGCACAUUGCGUCCGAAAGCGAGACCAGGAAAGAUUCGUCGAGGCUGUCCGCUUUGAGCAAGGUCACUUCGAAGGUCGCUUCGCUGACCCGCUCAUCAAAAACUCUGGAUAUCCGAACGACGAGAUGCUCAACGAAACUCACGCGAUUGGAGCAGAGGAUUCGACACCAGAUGGCUCCCCACAACUGGCUUGGGGGCUGGAGGCCGGCGAGACUUAUGAGGCCAUGGCGACCCACAUCUUCCUCGGCCUCCACCAGGCAAUGCGCGAGCACCAUGCCCGACUGCCUCACCUUUUUAAGCCGGUGAACCGCGGUGUGCCAGGUGUUCUCGAGCCCGCCGAGUUUCUGGAGGGCCUGCAGCGACUCCGCAUCGUGGAGAAGGGGCAGGUGUCUAUCCAGCAGCUCCUGGAAGUAAUGUACGAGCUGGAUCCGGAUUUCGAUGGGCGGAUCAUUUUGUCCCACGUUCGAAAAUGCAUAGCAGCCACGAGAGCAUUGGUGAAUGCAAGCCAACCUGGCGCCUCCGAGAACGACCUUACGAACCUGCUGCCUGCGGACGCCUACUGCCAAAGAGUUCCCGUCCAGAGAGUUGUGGUAGAGCGUCAGCCAAAGUCUAUUUGGGAUUUCGAGCGCUCCUAUGAAAAGUUUCGCAAUCAGCAGCAUGAGCUGCUGAUCAUACACAACGAACGAGACUCGAAAGUUUCACCUGACAUGUCAUAG
Molecule: messenger RNA, 1488 nt
Organism: Symbiodinium necroappetens
Lineage: Eukaryota; Dinophyceae; Suessiales; Symbiodiniaceae
Source: the annotation of a GenBank genome assembly